CUGACUCCUCGGAAACUUUCCCUUCUCCAAGCCUUGAGUGCUCUUCAAACACACCCAACCACUGUCGAAGAUGACUGGUCAGCUGGUUCUCUGUCAGCAGCUCCUGUAGCGCCGGCUGGUUACCUGAUCUCCACAGCAUGGACAGAAGGACCCGCCUCCUGCGCUGGACAUCCCCCCAUCAUCGGCUAUGCUAGUGGAGGAGAUGGUCCUGGAUGGGAUCCUGAUAUGGAUUUGGAGCAACAGGAUGAGUUGUGUUUGGGGGCGGGGCUAGAGCUGUCAGAGACCGGCGCUGAGGGAAAUGACACGGAGGAGCACUGGAGGAGGCUGUUUCCCACCAUCAGGGACUGCACGGUGGUCAUUGUCCGCCUUCCACCUGAGCAGCUGAAGCUCUGGGGGGCGGAGCAGCCAUGGCGGGACAAACGGAAACGGAUACCCAACCUGAGGUCGGGCUGGGAUCGGAUGUGGAAGCUGCAGCCGCGAGACCGAGGAGGAAGAUUCGAGAGUUUUGUGAAGAAGGUCAGAGUUCAGGCCAACGUUUCCCUUGAGGAUGAAGCUGGGAGACCCCACAGCAGGCUGAGGCUGACCCACUGCACUGACUCCACCCACCUUCAAAACAAUGACUUAUUUCAUCAGUCGGAGGUGGAGCACAGUUAUUGCCUCAUACGAGAGGGGCAAGACAUACUGGACGGCGGGGGCCAACAACAGGAGUCCAGGCUCGCAUUCACCUGUGAUCACAGAGGACACUGCAGCUGCCCCACAGGUAACUCUCACCUGCCCCGCCCCCGUGAAGAUGCUUCCUCCUUCUUCCCAGGAGAUCGUUUGGGUUCCCCCCCAGAAAAGAAGAGCAUCCCCACCGUGGUGGAAGAGGCUCCGUGGUUGCUCAGGAGGUCACAGCUCAAAAAGGGGAGCGAGGAGGAGGAGGAGAUCAAGAAGCGGCGGCGGCGGCGACAGGCCUGUGGACUUUGCAUCGCCUGCAUCAGGAAGGACUGCGGCGAGUGCAUUUACUGCCUGGACAAGAGGAAGUUCGGCGGCCCCUCCACCAAGAGGCAGAAAUGUGUGCACAGACGGUGUCUGGUGGUGCUGCCCAGGAAAGACUUGAAGACGGAGGUGGCUGAUGGUCCAGAGUCCCGGGAGGAGAUGGUCACUCCGGUCAGAAUUCAUCUGAGCCGGCAGAGGAGAGAGGAUGUGGAAAGACAGGAGUUCUGUUCUUCUGUGAAGCAGAGCGAGAAGUGGGAGAGGAUGCUGGGAAGCAGAAGGAUGGAGCGGAAACACCUGAUGGUUGGAAAUGAAGCGAAGAAAGAGGAAGAGGAGCGGGAGGAAGAGACUGCUAAAGCUCAGCAGGUCAUAAAGACGACCAUGGACCAGAAGGAGCUGAGCGGGGACCAGUCUGAAGCUGGGAUGGAUGAAGAGGAGACGAUGGAGGAUAAAAAAACAAGUCCACCUGAAGAGCUGCUGAAAGCUAAAGUCCUGCAGCUGAAUCUGACUCUGAACGGCGGCCAUCUUUCCUCUGACCCCGUGUCUGACUCCGCCCUCGGCAGCCUGUCAGGACUGCUGCAUCAGGGCGGGGAAUUCCUCCACGUUUCCACGGGCCUGACCUUCAUCCCUGCUGUUACUGUGGAGCCCAAAGAGGAGGAGGAGCCUGUGGAGGUGGAGCUCUACGGGAGGAGCAGUGCUGCUGAGGGACUAAUGGGGGGGCGGGCCGCGCCAUGGGAGGAGGUCCUGUUCAGGGAGGGGGUGUCGGAGAAGGGGAAGUACCUUGAUAUGGAGGUGCAGCUGAUUGACCCCAACCAAGAGCCCCCGAUCCUGCCCCCGCCUACGCCCUCUGACAUCACCACACCAAAGGCUGCUGAUGAUGUCAUGGGGUGGGACUGUGAUGUCACAACAGACGCCGUCUCCUCUGAUCGGCCGGAGUUCCUGCCAGUGAGCUGGGGGGCGUAUGACCUCGUUGGAGGGGGCGUCGGUCCGGACGACCUCGGUGGGUGUGGCUUGAAACAGCUGCUGGAGCUC
Molecule: messenger RNA, 2007 nt
Organism: Oryzias melastigma (Indian medaka)
Lineage: Eukaryota; Metazoa; Chordata; Actinopteri; Beloniformes; Adrianichthyidae
Gene: mbd1a
Product: methyl-CpG binding domain protein 1a
Molecular function (GO): zinc ion binding; DNA binding
Source: RefSeq, a predicted model, not a curated record